GCCAAGUCUUGGGAGUACAGAAAAGCAAGCUCAGCUUUUAUUUCAGUUUCAAGGUUUUAUGCAAGCUAUUUUCACCAUCCCUGAACUCCAAAGCUUACAAUCCCAUUUCAACUCGGGGCGUCUCAGCUUCUGGUCCAGUAGUUUAACUUUCAUUCUCCCAAUCAGUCUUUUCUUUUCAGCUUAAAUAUCUUGAAAUCUGCUCAGUUCAAUCUUAGUACUUAAGUUUGUAUUCUGUCUUCCUUUCUAGCUACUCCGGUAGCUCAGUAACUGGAUCUGAAACUUUAGUGGGGGGCUUCUGUACAAAAUCUUAUUGUCUUAUUUUUGGUCUUUGAUUCUAGAUCCUUCAUCCAAAAGCCUAAGAUUCCAUGCUUGUAUAUCUUUGUUCUAGUCUUGAUUCAGGUGUUAAGAAGCUCAAUUCUUUGUAUUAAUCGUUGUAAAGCCCCGAGCUUUGGAGCUCAAUUUCUUUAGUCAUAUGCGUUUUCUUGGCUCUAUUGAUUUGGUUACUGAUUCAUGAUCUUUCCAAAUUAGGAAAAAACUGUAACCAAGUGGACCUUUUGAGUCGAUGAGGAACACUCAUAAAUUUGGUCGAAUGACUAUACCUAUGCUCAUUAUUCUUUACUUGGCCUUUACAAUUCAUGUAACUUUGGCCAACAAUUAUGUGCCAACCGAAAAAAUCCUCCUAAAUUGUGGGGGAGCUUCAAAUGGCAGUGAUACCGAUGGUCGGAAGUGGACCACAGAUAUUGGGUCCAAGUAUCUGUCAACUAGUCGGAAAACCAUCGCAUCUCAAGCUGCUACUCAAGAACCUUCGGUCCCUCAAGUCCCUUGCAUGACUGCUCGGGUUUUCUACACAAAUUUCACCUAUAAAAUUCCCGUGGUCCCUGGUCGAAAAUUCGUUCGUCUUUACUUUUAUCCUGUUUCCUAUGCAGGCUUAAAUGUAUUCGACGGCAUUUUCUCUGUCACGGUAGGGUCAUAUACUCUCCUUAACAACUUUAGUGCUGCACAAACUGCAGAAGCACUAAAUUUCGCAUUUCUUGUUAAGGAGUAUUCAGUCAAUGUUGAUGGUCAAACAUUGGAUAUAAGUUUCAUUCCAUCUGCCAAAGCUCCAAAGGCGUAUGCAUUUGUGAAUGGGAUUGAGAUUGUGUCAAUGCCUGAUAUUUAUAGUUCCAUUGAUGGAACUCUAAAGAUUGUGGGUCAAAAUUCUGCUUUCUACAUUGGGAACAACACUGCACUCGAGAAUGUUUAUCGGUUGAAUGUGGGUGGAAAUCAUAUUCCGCCCUCCCAAGAUACAGGUCUUGAUAGGACUUGGUAUAAUGAUGUUCCAUACGUCUAUGGGUUUGCCUUUGGUGUUACAUAUUCUGCUGAUCUUGAUACAAACAUGACGAUCCAAUAUCCUCCGAGCAUUCCUUCUUAUGUUGCACCAAUUGAUGUCUACGCCACAGCUAGAUCAAUGGGGCCUAAUUCUCAAGUCAAUCUCAAUUACAACUUGACUUGGAUUUUUUCAGUCGACUCCGGAUUCGCUUACCUAGUUAGGCUUCAUUUUUGUGAGAUUCAGGUAUAUAUGACCAUGGUUAAUCAAAGAGUGUUUGAUAUCUUCCUUUAUAAUCAAACUGCUGAGCAAGGGGUGGAUGUUAUUGCUUUGGCACGUGGUGAAAGUGGAGCAGAUAAGCAAAUUGGGGUUCCAGUGUACAUGGAUUAUGUGGUUCUUGUUCCAAAUGGAAGCCCACAACAGGAUUUGUGGCUUGAACUGCAUCCAAACGUACAUACCCAACCAAACUAUUACGAUGCAAUCCUGAAUGGAGUAGAGAUAUUCAAAAUUAAUGGUACAAAUGGUACUCUUGCGGGGCCCAAUCCUAUUCCUGCUCCUAGGGUGGAUGUAUUUAGCCCAAUAAGUUAUAUACCAUCAUCAGGCGAUUAUAAAACAAAGAUUCGCAAAGCAAUUGUCAUUGGAGGUAUUUGUGGUGGAAUCAUCUUAGCCAUUGUUAUUGGUUUCUUUCUUAUUGCUGCUUCUCAUUGCCAACAUGGAAAAAACUCCAGUGUAAGGGAUGUUCCUUCUAAGUGCCACCAAGAUCUUGAACAAGGAUUUACCAAGAACCUUUGUCGCCGCUUCUCAUUUGUUGAGAUCACGGUUGCCACCAAGAACUUUGAUGAGGCUUUACUCCUUGGGGUUGGAGGUUUUGGUAAAGUUUACAGGGGAGAAAUUGAUGGUGGAGCAACCCCAGUAGCAAUCAAGCGUGGAAACCCACUCUCUGAUCAAGGAGUGCAUGAGUUUCAAACUGAGAUUGAAAUACUUUCAAAAGUUCGUCAUCACCACCUUGUUUCAUUGAUUGGCUAUUGUGAAGAUAGUUGCGAAAUGAUUCUUGUUUAUGACUACAUGGCUCAUGGAACACUACGUGAGCAUCUAUACAAGACCCCAAAAUCACCAUUGCCUUGGAAGCAAAGGCUUGAGAUAUGCAUUGGAGCUGCUCACGGUUUAUACUAUCUCCACACUGGUGCUAAGCAAACUAUUAUCCACCGAGAUGUUAAGACAACAAACAUUCUCUUGGAUGAGAAGUGGGUUGCCAAGGUUUCUGAUUUUGGGUUGUCAAAAAUAGGCCCUACCAUGGAUAAAACACAUGUAACCACUGUUGUUAAGGGUAGUUACGGUUAUUUGGAUCCAGAAUACUUAUUGUUGCAACAAUUGACUGAAAAGUCUGAUGUUUACUCAUUUGGGGUUGUUCUUUUUGAGAUCAUAUGUGCUCGGCCAGUAUUGAAUCGAACACUUCCAGAGGAGCAAGUGAGCUUGGUAGAGUGGGUUGCACAUUGCCAUGAGAAAGGUAUUCUUGAUCAGAUAAUAGAUCCUUAUCUAAAGGGGAAGAUUGCACCAGAAUGCUUUAAGCAGUUUACUGAAAUUGCAAUGAAGUGUGUGGCUGAUCAGAGCAUUGACAGGCCAUCUAUGGAUGAAGUGACAUGGAACCUUGAGUUUUCUUUGCAGCUACAAAGGAACGCAGAGGAAAGCAAUGAGGGCAUUAGCGAAAUACACAUUAAGGAGGAGCCAUUUGUACCCCAUAAAUGGAGGAAAAAUCUUGAUGCAUCUCCAAGUUUUGAUGGUUGUGGACAUUUGUUUUCCCAAGAAGUCAUGUCUCAAAAGCUUAAUGUUGGUCAUCUUUGGACUGGGUUUUUUUAAGCAAGCAGGUUCGAAACUCUAGGCAAAUAGUGGUUGUUGGUGGAUGAGCAAUAGUGAUUAAGGGUUGAGACUUGAGAUUGAGAUUUGAAAAAAAAAAAAAAAAAAAAAAAAAA
Quercus lobata is the source of this 3276-nucleotide messenger RNA. RefSeq names its product receptor-like protein kinase FERONIA. Gene Ontology annotation, molecular function: transmembrane receptor protein tyrosine kinase activity; ATP binding. Gene Ontology annotation, biological process: protein phosphorylation. The transcript has a single exon. Bases 563 to 3163 code for a protein of 866 amino acids. The record is from RefSeq and is a predicted model, not a curated record. Lineage: Eukaryota; Viridiplantae; Streptophyta; Magnoliopsida; Fagales; Fagaceae.